AUGGGACUGGAGGGAAAUGGCUCUCCGGAUCGACUGAUGUCCUUGUAUAAUGCCCUUGCAUGCACAUGUAGGGAACACGGCAAAUAUUUGAAACCAAUAAGCUUUCCAAAAAGGGAUCAAGACACAGACAUCCUCGGACACUUACCUUGGAUUCACUUUUCAAAAACAACGUUAGUGACACAACAGCUCCCAAAGCAAUUUACUGCAAUUGAACAUCCGAGGGGUCCUGGAAUCGCUACAUGCUGCACCCCAGAAAACAUCACGGGUUUUCUCGGCUCAUCGUAA
This is a messenger RNA of Morchella importuna, 285 nucleotides long. RefSeq lists its product as uncharacterized. NCBI's taxonomy places the organism in Eukaryota, Fungi, Ascomycota, Pezizomycetes, Pezizales, Morchellaceae. The coding region runs from base 1 to 285 and encodes 94 amino acids. The record is from RefSeq and is a predicted model, not a curated record. The transcript has 6 exons.